AUGGAGACGGAUUUGCUGGAGUUGAGGCACCGUAGUUCUGAGGUGGGGGUGCAGAACUUCGUGCGGCGUUUUGAUGGGAAGCGGAGUCUUGCGACGCCUGUGAGUUGUCGUUUGAAGCGUGUGGCGGAGGGUCGGAACGUGAAUCCCCGGAUGGUGUGGUUUGAGUCGGAGGGUCUCGGCGACCCGCAUGUGGUGUUGGACAAGGCGAUGGCGCGUCUGUGUCAGUUCGGUGUCGUGUGUCACGUGCCGCCGUCAUUGUUCAUUGCGCUACAUGUGAAGCUGAAGGAAUUGAAGUCGCUAAAAUACUCCUACCACCAGUCGCAAGGUUACGUCUCUGAAGAGCACCUCAAGGUGUAUCAUGACUUCGCUAAUCACAUGAUCAACAUCAUACGAGACGCGCUCGCCGACCGACAUGCCGCACGACUUGAGGACCGGCCCAGGUUUGAAGACGCAAAACAUGAAGAAGACUCCAGAUUUGCAGACCCCACCCUGGAGCUGAUGUGCUGCCUCUUCGGGGAACUCUGUAACGCCGUCCCCUCCUUCGGUCUCUUUUGCUUACCUGCAAUAACCCGACCGAAGAGCCCCGCCGCUAGCCCCUUACCACCCGAAAGGAAGACGUCUGAACCUCCGCCCGGGUCAAGACUGGAAGGAGGAAAACGACUGGAAGGAGGAACACGACUGGAAGGAGGAACACGACUGGAAGGAGGAACACGACUGGAAGGGGGAACACGACUGGAAGGGGGAGACGGUAGGGUGGACAAAGAGAGAAUGGUCGGCACUGAGGGUGGCUACGAUUUGGAGAAGAAGCGGUCGCGACAUGUAUCGAACGUGUCGGAGACAAGGUUGGCGAAUGCGGAAGACUUGGUGAAAGACUCCUCCAGUUUGACGAAAGGGUCUCCCUUGGUUGGUUGGAUAAGACGCAUGAUCGGGGCCUGUGGUUGUCGAGCAUGGGACUGGAGUUCUGGACGAGGGUGCGGAAGGGUCAAACAUGAGCUCCCGGUACAUGCAAGAGAGAAGCAAAAGUGGCGAUGCCUUUGCUUCCUUUUACGGUCGUUGGCGGCAGCGUUGAUGACCCACGUCUUGUUCGUAGGCCGAGUUACGACGGAUGGCGAACUUUUGCGCAAGGAACCUUACCUGCAAUUCUUAGAGGCAGUGGCUGCGCCGCUGCUGGGCUACAGACGUCUUCUGCACCUCCAUCAGGUUGACCCCCAUUUCCAAGACCUGACGGAGACCCUAAAUACUCUUAUCAGACUGCUUGCUGAAGACGUUUGGAGGGAUCGAUUCCGACAUCCGUUAAUAAACAAUGUAUCAGAGCAAGGACAACCUCAUAUAAAGGCCGAGCUGAUUAGUGUACACAUCCUCAUUAAUCUUAUAACGCAACUCACAAUUAAAGAGCUGAAAGGUUCGCUAGACUUCGUAAAAAACAUCCCCCUCGAAGAGCACCCUCAGAAUUGCCAUUCAUCUACCCGGCAAGGCUUGAGGCAAGGCAUGGCACAAGACACGGAGCAAGGCUCAGUACAAGACUCGGAGCGGGUACAAGACUCGGAGCGGUUACAAGACUCGGAGCGGGUACAAGACUCGGAGCGGGUACAAGACUCGGGUCGAGACUGUCUACCAGGGGGCCGUAUCUGGAAGGAGAACAGCAGGCAACCAGAGGGCGACGUUGCAAUGAAGACGGGUGACGGGGGUGCUAAUGAAUUAAAGAAGGUCAACGCCGAACCCGCCUUGAUUACUUAUGAAACGAAAGAGGCCAUCUGCAGGAUUUGUAGUGCUGACAUAGGCCAAAAAAUAUGUGUCGAACGUGUGUGCUUGCUGCUUAGAUCCUUCUUGUCGAUAAGCAAUCUAACAACAAACCCAGGUUCUUAUGAAAAAUAUUGGUGGAGGGCGCCGGAGGUGUCGCUAAAGGAAUUGGACUACAGCUUGUACCUCUAUGACGAGGCUGAAAGCUAUCGAUUCUGCGAUUCUACGUCCGGAAUUAGGAUUCCGGAGUUGAUCGCCAUAACGCAGACCGGGAAGAAAGUUGCCAAAACCUCAACUCAAUAUAAGCCAAUAACAAUGAAUAUUCUCCUCAGAAAUAUAAUUACUAGUCAGCCGAACGGAACGAGCGGUUACCAUUCACUGCUUCUACGUUUGAUCGAGGUGGUCCUCACCGGGGAUCCACACUGCGGCCGCAAGCUUCAUCAUCUCAACUAUAUACAUCACAUGCUGCAGGAAGCAGAGCAUUCCGCGGGUUAA
Molecule: messenger RNA, 2235 nt
Organism: Gregarina niphandrodes
Lineage: Eukaryota; Apicomplexa; Conoidasida; Eugregarinorida; Gregarinidae
Exons: 1
Coding region: 1-2235 (744 amino acids)
Source: RefSeq, a predicted model, not a curated record